AUGACCCGCAAGCAUUUAGAACCUGAUCCAUCGCGGGUCUUAGAUAGGUCAAACGGUCUCAUCAACGCCAAUUCAACUCCAAUAGCAAAGCUUCCGGAUCUGAGCGAUAUAGAAAGGCUUCGGGUCUGGAAUGGUAGAGCUACCCCGGCAGGAGACCUGCGGGUUCAUGAUCUGAUCCAGGAACGAAUGAUUUCUCAGCCUGGUGCGCCUGCGGUUUGUGCUUGGGAUGGCAACUUCACGUAUCAGGAAUUGGAUGAAUUCUCCUCCAGACUGGCUAGCGAGCUGGUAGCCCGAGGAGUGAAGCCAGAAACAUUUGUGGCCGUGUGCCUUCCCAAAUCCAAAUGGACUGCAGUUUCCAUUCUUGCCGUUAUCAAGGCCGGCGCUGCCUUUGUGCUUCUAUUUGAUGGCUACCCAAUUGCGCGACUACGCGAGAUUUAUGAUCAAGUCCAUGCAACCGUUCUGUUGGCAGCGCCGGAGCUAAUUGACUAUGCCCAACAACUAUCGGACGAUGUUGUGCUUGUUGGAGACAGCCAGUCUCUGGACUGGCCGCACGAAGUCCAAGGCUUGAAAGAUAUACCAACCACAGGGAACAGUGCGCUUUACGCGAUCUUUACCUCUGGAUCCACCGGAAAACCCAAAGGCGCUGUCAAUGAACACGCGUCUCUAUGCGUGGCCGCGCAAAUAUCUGGUCAAGCGCUGGGGAUGAACGAUCAGAGCAGAGUCUUUCAAUUUGCAUCUUAUGCAUUUGAUCCAACGAUCAUGGACUUUCUGCGGACACUAAUAUUCGGUGCCUGUGUCUGUAUUCCUUCGUUUUCCCAGACUAGAAAUGACAUUGCCGGCGCUAUGAACCAGUUCAAGGCAACCCACGCAAGCAUGACACCCUCGGUUGCACGAACCUUGGAUCCAGAUGGAGUCCAGACUUUACAGGCCCUGGAACUGGCUGGUGAGCCCAUGCUAGAAGCUGAUAGGAACCGAUGGUGCGGCAGGUUGCGGUUGGUGAAUGCGUACGGGAUUGCGGAAUGUGCCGUCUACUCCGUGCUCCGGUUGAUGAGCAACGAGGUCUCACCGCGCAAUAUUGGUUUUGGAGCAGGAUGUACUCCAUGGGUAGUUGAUGAGGAAGAUCAUAACUCCUUGUUGCCCAUCGGCGAGAUUGGGGAGUUGGUUUUGGAAGGUCCGACAAUUGGUCGUGGUUAUAUCAACGAUCCUCAAAAGACCAAUGAUGCCUUUGUAAGGGGUCUACCAUGGCUAGAAGAGUUCCGCGGAGACGCCUCCUCCAACAUUCGAAUCUAUAAGACGGGCGAUCUAGUUCAGUAUCAACCAGACGGGUCACUGAUGGGAAUGGGUCGCAAGGAUACGCAGGCCAAAGUGCGGGGACAGCGCAUUGAGUUGGGCGAGAUUGAGCACCACAUGGGCGCUCUCCUCAAUCCCCAGGAAGAGGUGGUUGUCGAAGUAAUCUAUCCAGGCCAUGACCCUCGAGAUAAUGCCCUUCUUGUAGCCUUUGUCCGUUUAUCUGCUAAGAGCAACGUUUCACCAUCGACUGAUCUCUUCGCACCGCCAACUGAUACAUUUCGAAUCCGCAUGGAGCAUCUUGAGACUCAACUAAAAGGUCGAAUACCAGAGUUUAUGAUCCCUGGAGCAUUCGUAGCGUUGAACUGGAUUCCUCUUUUGAUCUCCGGUAAGACAAACCGACGACAGCUUCGAGAACAAGCAUCGCGUCUGUCGCGCAGCGACCUCGAAUCCUAUAUGAGGACCGCAGCAGUCCAUGUUUCCCCAACCAGCCAGAUUGAGGAAACGUUGCGAGAAGAGUUUGCUCAGAUCCUCGGGCGUCCAGCACGGGAGCUAAGCAUCCAUGAUUCCUUUUUCCGCCGCGGCGGAGAUUCCAUUUCCGCAAUGCAGCUGAGUGCGCAAUGCCGAACAAGCGGCUUACCCAUUCAGACGCAGGACAUUUUCCAAUAUCCCACAAUUUACAUGUUGGGUCAGUAUAUCCUCAGUCGUCGGAGCGCUACAGCGGCCUUUCGCCUUACCCCUGCGCAAAGACUUGUGCUCCCAGCCCGAACUGGCCGGGAUGUGCCGGCUCAGAGCAUCAGCCAUCGACUGGAGAGCCCCAUAAACCUCAAACACCUAGAACUGGCCAUUCAAUACCUCAUGGAUCGGCAUCCAAGUCUUCGGACGAGGUUCACUGCAGGAGACGAUGGUCAGUGGAUGCAAGCGGUUGCUCCUUUGGACCAGAGGCUGUACGAGUGCUCCGCCCUUCAAAUAUCAGACCAUGCAAAUCUUGACCGGCUACGGGACGCUUAUUGUGACCGGCUGAACAUCAUUGAUGGACCGCUUCUGUUAGCAUACCUGGUACACGGUGAUGGUGGAAAUCAGAGCCUCCUUUUAAUUGCUCCCACGGUCAUCAUGGAUGCAUACUCCUGGCACAUUCUCCUCUCUGAUCUACAGGCAUAUCUGCAGGGCAAUAUUCUUCCACCAGUGUCCGACUCGUUCCAGGCUUGGUUGGAAGAUGACCACGAUCUUUCUCAAUACUCAGUACUGACAGAUUCAAAACUGAUCCCACAUGAGGAUAUUUCAGGCUCCGACAAGCUCAAGCUCGUAUCCUACCAGAUCGAGCUGGAUCAAUCGACAACGGCACUCCUUCGCCAGAGCCGUGAAGCUGGACUGCACAUCACACCAGAAGAGGCCCUCCUUGGAUCUCUGAUCCAUACAUUUGUCACCACUUUCCCAGAUCAAGCGCAUCCCCAGAUUUGGAUCAAGCGCAACGGCAGAACGCCAAAAUACUCGGGACUCAUCGGUCAAUUUACCAUCCACAGACCGCUAGGGCUUUCGUCUGGAACCAACCAGGAUCUGAUUGACAUUGUGCAGCAAAUCAAGGAUGCGAUUCGAACUGGCCGUGGAACGGAAAGGACAACUGAGACAUCGCCCAAAGUAAUCUUCCUCUGGGAGGACAAAUUGAACGAUGUUCCCAUAGCGUUCCAUGGAAGCACACUUCAAUGUGGAUCGCCAGCCAUUUUGGCCAUCACAGCUUAUCCCUUGGUGGACUCGGUCACGCUCCGCAUUACACACAACCGUGAUCUGAAAGACCAAAUGGACGUUCAAUAUUGGCUCCAUCAAUGGCCUGCAUUGCUAGCAGAAGGAUUAAAGCAACUAGCCACCCUUGAAACUCAGUUGACCAUCGGGGAUUUUCCUCGGCUAGCCAUGGACCUGUCUGGGCUGGCGAGUCUGGUCGAUGCCAGCUUAGCCCAACACCAUGUUGAAAAUCUAAAUCAGAUUGAAGAUAUAUACCCGACGUCGUUCAUCCAGCAGGGCAUGUUGCUCAGCCAGGCUCGGGAUCCUCUAUCAUACUGUUCCUCGACAACGUGGGAGAUCAGAUCAAUAUAUAACUCCACAGUCGACUUAGCUCGACUGCAAAAUGUGUGGCAGCAGCUGAUGAGCCGUCAUUCCGUCCUUCGCACUGUUUUUGUGCCACAUCAAGAUGGCUGCCACUAUCAGAUUCUACUCAAGCGCGCCCCAACCCCUAUCAGAGUGUUACAAUUAGAUGCUUUAGAAUCCAUUCAGGUAGCAAGGAAAGAGGUUGAUGGCUUCUCUGAUUUCCGCACAUUGCUUCCCUGGGCACUCACACUGGGCCCAUUAAGCGGGGGAAGCGUGGUGUGUGAAUUGAAAAUCAACCAUGCCCUGAUGGAUGGCGAAUCUAUGCGGCUUAUCGUUCGAGACGCUAUGCGUGCCUAUGAUGGCCAGCUGCAGUCACAGUUACCUCCUUUAUAUAGUCAAUAUGUCGACUACCUCCACCAUGUCCCUCGAACGGUGUCCUUGCAGUAUUGGGAGACAUAUCUCAGAGACACCGAGCCAUGUCUUUUCCCAUCCUUUGCAAGAGCGUUUACUAAUGAGCAGACUCAUCCACUCGCCGAUCAACAAAUUCAGAUCAAGGACAUUCGCCAACUGCUGUCUUUUUGCGACAAAGAGGGGUUGACAUUAUUCAACCUCAUUCAACUAGCCUGGGCCAUUGUCCUCCAGUGCUAUGUUGGCACAGAUACUGUCUGUUUUGGUUAUUUGGCAUCAGGCCGGGAUGUUCCUCUCGAUGGCGUCCAAGACCUUGUCGGCCCUCUGAUAAAUAUGCUAAUUGCUCGCAUUGAUCUGACAGAGAAGCUGACCGUCCGCCAGCAUCUAACCCAGAACCAAGAGAGGUUUGCUCAAAGCCUUCCACAUCAGCAUUGCUCUCUCUCAGAGAUCUAUCGUAAUAUUGGUCAGUCUGGAGCAGGCUUGUUCAAUACUCUCAUCACCUAUCAGAAGAUUCCACCAAAGGAAAGAUUUAGCCUUAUCUUCGACGAGAUUCGUGACAUCCAACCGACUGAGUUUGAUAUUGUCCUGACUGUCAACGCAUACCGUGACAUGAUUGAUGUUUCAUUCACAUAUCUGGUAUCCAAGCUUCCAUCGAAUUUGGCUGCUAGCAUUGCCGGGGCUUUCAGCACGGUACUGGCCGAUAUUGUCACACGACCAGACUCUCCUGUAUCUGAGUUGAGCGUACUAAGCAGCUCAGACCAUGCGCAGAUCUUGGAUUGGAACACUCCUGCUGUGCCAGCGGUCAGUACCUGCAUCCAUGAUCUAGUAUAUGCCCGCUGCCUGGAGCACCCAAACAAGUCGGCGGUCUGUGCCUGGGAUGGGAGUUUGACGUACCAGGAACUCUGGGAUCACUCUACUACACUCGCUGGGUAUCUAGUCCGCCGUGGCAUUGGCCCUGAGAUGCCUAUUCCGAUCUGGGGUACUUGCAUUCUGAUUGACCCUACCGCCCCAACGGAGCGCAUCCAGUCCAUGGUGAGCGAACUAGUGCCGAAGGUGAUCCUGGUAUGCCCAGGUACGGCCGAUAUGGGCUUUGACUCGGCAGCAGAGAGAAUGGUGGUGCGGUCGGAGUGGUGGCUGUCCUCUGAUGCCAUGCGGCCCCUGGAUAUCCAGUCUCGUGCCCGGCCACAGGACGCGGCAUUUAUCAUCUACACCUCUGGUAGCACAGGACGGCCCAAGGGAAUUAUCUUGCAACAUGACUCACUCAGCACCAGUAUGCUCGAGCAUGGACACCGCGUCAACAUUGACUCCAAUACCCGCGGGCUGCAGUUUGCUUCUUAUACCUUUGACAUGAGUGUCUAUGAAACGUUCAACCCUUUGAUCUACGGAGGAUGCGUCUGUAUCCCAUCAGACCAUGCCAAAAUGAACCAGCUAACCCAGUUCAUUGUGGACACCAGUAUUAACUGGGUCGCCUUCACGCCGUCCAUGAUUCGAAUCUUGCACCCAGAUGAUAUGCCUAAUGUCGAGACAGUCUUCCUGUCUGGAGAGUCUCUACCGGAAGAUGUGGCGGAUAUCUGGGCGCCCCGGGUGAAGCUAUUCAAUGUGUAUGGUCCAGCAGAGUGCACCAACUGCGCUGUGCAGUUCAUAGAUCCCAUUAGCCAAUGGGCUGCUGGUACGGUUGGAUGGCCUGUCGGAGGAUCCGGCUGGAUUGUCGAUCGGUCCAACAUCAAUCGGCCCAUGCCGGUAGGCGCGAUUGGAGAGCUGCUUUUUGAAGGCCCGGUUGUAGCUCGCUCGUAUUUUGAUCGGCCAGAUGCUACUCAGUCGGCCUUCAUCACGGCUCGACCGGCGUUCCUACCACCGCUGCCAGACAACCAUCAGUCACGAUUGUACAAAACUGGCGAUCUCAUGCAUUACAAUCCCGAUGGAUCAAUGCGCUAUAUCGGGCGCAAGGAUCGCCAGGUGAAGCUGCGCGGGCAGCGGAUCGAGUUGGAAGAGAUCGAGGUCCAUGUACGGCGCCAUCUUAGCCCUAAUGAGAAUGUCGUCAUAGAUGUCAUCAACCCUGCGGACCAGAAACACACCAAAGUCUUGAUUGCCUUUCUGUGGGACGGUGUUUCUCGCGAUAUCAAGACUGGAGACGACAAUGGGUGGUUGCUACGUGCAGAUGACCACUUUCGCGCCCAUUCCGAGACAAUCCUUUCUCAACUCCAAAUAUCGAUUCCAACAUAUAUGAUCCCUCAGUUGCUGAUCCCAAUAUCCAUGGUGCCCAAGACGAAAUCUAGAAAGACAGACCGAGGCUUUCUCCAUCGCAUUGCCUGUCGGCUCUCUCGCAUGCAACUAGAAGCCCUGGUAGCUACAGAUGGUGGAAUAUUGCAGCCCACGACUGAUAAUGAGAUUGUCAUACAGCAGAUAUGGGCAACGGCGCUGGAUAUGUCUGCUGAUCUGAUAGGAAUCCACCAUAACCUGUUCCAGCUUGGGGGUGACUCCAUUACGGCCAUGCGAAUCGUCAGCCUGGCCCAUGCUCAGGGCUACCGUUUGAGUGUCGCCGAGAUUUUUCGCCGACCAACCUUGAUGCAUUUGGCCGAGCGUCUGCAGAGACAGCAAGAGACAGUAUCCACUAUAGCAUAUACACCAUUUUCUCUGGUGGGAGCAGAAGAUGAUAUGCACGAUUUGCAGGCAAGAGCCCAGGAUGAGUGCAAUGUAUCUUCAAGUGACAUUGAAGAUAUAUAUCCAUGCACCGCACUGCAAGAAGGGCUGAUGAGUUUGACCAUCAGAAAACAAGGGUCUUACCUGGCACAGUACCUUUAUCUUAUCGAAGGGGGAAUAGAUCUGGAUCUUCUGGCCGUAUCCUGGAAUGCUGUGGUUCAGGCAAACCCAAUCCUUCGAACCAGAAUUUUCCAAGGACCAUCAGGCCGGAUGUUCCAGGCAGUAUUGGAGAAUGGUCCUUCGUGUGAGGUAUUACCAACUGGAUAUGAUCUAGACCAGUAUAUGAAGGCAGCAAAAACCAUGAGGAUUGGACUAGGAACAGAUCUCCUUCAGUCGGCCAUCUGCUCUCGAUCCGGCGAUGCAUAUUGGAUUCUGACAAUUCACCAUACUGUUUAUGAUGGCUGGUCCAAGACCCAAUUGCUCGAACAGCUGGAGGGUGCCUAUGCUGGACAUGCUCCCCAGCUACACCCUUUUACUGGGUACAUUAAAUACCUUUCUGAAAAAGAUGUAUCAGCAACAAAAAGGUUCUGGGAAUCUGAAUUUGCAAACCUCGACUGCGAGGUGUUUCCCCCACGAGCUAGUCAAUAUACAGAGACAUCAACUCUGCAGCUGGUGGAACAUUCUUUCCAAAUUCCGUCCAAUACCUCCAGCGUCACAAUGUCUGCCAUUAUCCGUCUAGCCUGGGGGCUAGUCGUGUCCAAGUACACCGAUUCGCAGGAUGUUGUCUUUGGCGCCACGGUGGCUGGGCGCAGCGCUGCUGUCGAUGGCAUUGAGCAAAUAGCAGGCCCUACAAUCGCCACCGUCCCGUUCCGAGUGCAAAUUAGCCCGAACAUAUCGGUAAAAGCAGCGCUAGAGGAGGUACAGACUAGAACAAUCGCGAUGAUACCCUAUGAAGCCACGGGAAUUCACCGCAUUAAGGGACUGGGUGCCAAAGCAGCCGCUGCGUGCCAAUUUCAGAGUCUACUGGUGAUUCAGCAGGAGCAGAGCUUCUACCAGCCUCAUAUGGUCCAUGAAGUGGAACGAUUCUCGGAUAACAUCGCCGCAAUCAAUACAUACCCACUGACGAUUCUUAGCAAUUUGAAUAAGGACAAUGUUCACCUUCAGGUAUCGUUUGAUCCUAGCAUCCUCAGCCAGCCAGAGAUCCGAGUGAUGGUGCAGCAGUUUGAAGGUGCCAUCUUACAGUUGAUGAAAGGGCAUUCUCAGAGUAUCUCUGAUAUUGAUCUGGCGGGCCCAGAGACGGUACAGCAACUCCAGGAAUGGAAUGGGCAGGUCCCCAGCAGCCUAGAUGUCACGGUGAAUGAGCUGAUUAGACCUCACCUCGUGGCUCAGCCUCAAACGCAAGCAGUUUGUUCCUGGGAUGGUGAUAUGACAUAUGGCGAGCUUGACCACACGUCCUCUCAAUUGGCGGACAUGUUGGUUCAGAAAGGGGUGAAGGCCGAUGUGCUUGUUCCUGUGUAUCUGGACGCAUGUAAAUGGACUCUUGUGUCAAUUCUCGGGGUCAUGCGCGCCGGGGGUGCCUUUGUCUUGAUGGAUCCAGCGCAGCCAUUAGAGCGCUUGCACCAAAUUCACAACCAGCUGAAUGCGCCACUACUGCUGACUACCAGACAUCAUACCGAGUCUGCCCAAGCACUAACAUCAGACGUCGUUUUCGUUGAUACGCAGGACUGGGAAGAACACCGCGAACAAACGGCUUGGAGAACAUACAAUGUGCAACCUAGCCAUAUUCUCUAUGCAGUGUUUACUAGCGGCACUACUGGUGUUCCGAAGGGAGUCCUUAUUGAGCAUGGUGCGUUUGCUACAAGCGUGACUGCUUUGGUGGACCGGUUUGGACUCGAUAACAGUACUCGGCUGUUCCAAUAUGCGUCGUAUACAUUUGAUGUGAGUGUCCUGGAUCUCCUCUCCACACUCGUUGCAGGAGGCUGUCUCUGUAUUCCGUCAACGGCAGACCGCCAGAAUAACCCCGCCCUUGCCGUGAAAUCGCUGAACGCCAAUUUUAUGCAUCUGACACCUUCCGUGGCGGAGUUGAUCGAACCAGACGAUGUUCCUCAGUUGUGCACGCUCGUGUUGAGUGGCGAGCCAAUGACACCAGCACUCGUAAAGCGCUGGGCAGACAGAGUCAGGCUGAUAAAUGCAUAUGGACCAGCAGAAUGCUCAGUUGACUGCUCUGUAAAUAACAACGUCUCUUGCCAGUCUAACCCAUCUGAUAUUGGCCUUGCAUCGGGCUGUGUCCGUUGGGUUGUCGACAAGGAGGACUACAAUAGGCUGGCACCGUUAAAUACAGUCGGUGAGCUCCUGAUUGAGGGGCCUAUCCUGGCCCGUGAAUAUCUCAACGACGCAGAAAAAACGUCGGCUGCUUUUAUUAAAGAUCCACCUUGGAUGGGCUACUUCCGAUUACCAGCAACAACACGGAGACUGUACAAGACGGGUGACCUGGUGCGUUAUCAACCGGAUGGAUCCUUACUGUAUAUUGGCCGCAAGGAUACCCAGGUCAAGCUGCACGGACAGAGAAUUGAGCUGGGAGAUGUGGAGUAUCAUGUGAAACGUGCAUUCGAUUAUGCGAGACGUGUGGUUGUUGAGCUCGUUAUAUCUAGCAGUGCCGACCAGAAUAGAGCCUUGAUGGCAUUUGUUGAAGUCGAUACACACUCCUGGGAAGACAAGUCCGAUAGCCAGACUAUCCUACUGCCCGCCAGUGAAGCUUUUCGUGCUCAUGGUCAGAAUGCCCUUAUCCGGUUACGAAGGAGCCUUCCAGCUGCGAUGGUACCAGCUGCAUUUCUCCCUAUCUCACAAAUUCCAUUGUCCCAGUCUGGAAAGGCAAAUCGGCAGAAAUUGCGACUGAUUGCUUCUAAUCUCCAGAGAAAUGAGAUUAGAUCUUACAUGGCCGAGGAACGGGUGCGGCGUGCGCCUACCACGGCGGCGGAGGAGGUCGUUCAGACCAUAUGUUGCCGCUUGUUGAACAUUCCUCUCGGGGAAAUCAGCAUGGACGACACGUUCUUCGAGCAUGGAGGUGAUUCCAUAUCUGCUAUUCGGCUCGUCGCUGCUGCGCGCGAAGGAGGAUGGAAAAUGGAGGUUAGCGAUAUUUUCAACGAACCAACACUCGCAGCCCUCGCUGGGAUUAUCCAGCGCGACGACUCCAUCACACAGCAAAUAUUGUCCUUCUCACUGCUGAGGAACACGGAAGAAGUCGAUUCCCUCCGUUCGCAAGCUGUUGAUAUUUGCUCAGUUUCUCCUGAUCAGAUUUUGGAUAUUUAUCCAACAACGGCACUUCAGCAAGGACUGUUGGCGUUGAGCUUCAAGCAGCGAGAAGCCUACUGCGGCCACUUCGUACUGCAAUUAUCUGCCAAUGUUAACAUUGCUCGUCUGAAGGUUGCCUGGGGGCGUACAGUUGAAACAAACGCCAUUCUUCGUACUCGGCUGCUGCAUAGUGCUAAUGGUCAACUGUAUCAAGUGGUUGUCAAGGAUGAGGUGGAAUGGAAACAGGCACAGGGGCUGGAUUCGUACCUUGAGAAUCAGGCAAAGUUGGCUGUCCGCCUUGGAGGAUCUCUAAGUCAGGUGGCCAUUGUUCAGGACGCUCCACGAGGAUGCUGCUUCCUGGUCGUGACGCUUCAUCACGCCUUGUAUGAUGGGUGGUCAAUCUCUCUUAUCUUUCAGGACUUGGAAAAUGCUUACUAUGGACGGCCACUUCCACUGAGAUUGUUCAAUGGAUUCAUUGAUUAUGUAAAUUCCAUCGAUCAGAGAGCCUUGCGUGAUUUCUGGACGGCGGAAUUCCAUGAUCUUUCAUGCAGCCCAUUCCCUGCACUGCCAUCUGCCCACUAUGUGCCUUCUGUGACGGAUACAAUGAAGCAUUCUAUCACGCUAACUGGUGGACCAUCUCGCUUUACCAUGUCCACGGUCGUACGGCUGGCUUGGGCGACGGUGCUAUCGAUCUACACAGGGUCAAACGAUGUUGUCUUUGGGGCCACUGUGGCAGGGCGAAGCGCAUCUGUUCCAUUGAUUGAGGAGAUGACAGGGCCUACAGUGGCAACAGUGCCUAUUCGAAUCAGGAUUGACCCCGUGCAACGUACACAAGAUGUUAUGCAAAGCCUGCAAAGGCACUACACCAAAAUGGUAGGCUUUGAGCAGGCUGGGCUACAAUCCAUCCGAAGCUUCAGUCCCGAGUCGGCGGCAGCAUGUCAGUUCCAGUCACUAUUAGUAGUUCAGGGACAGACCGAGGAGAAGGCUCAAUCAUCAAACCUGUUUCAUGCGGUCGACGAAGGGUAUGAUGCUAGAAUGUUUAGCACAUAUGCAAUCAAUAUCACCUGCGAAAUUGCACCAUCGUCGAUUGAUUUCUGCGUCGACUUUGAUGGUCGUGUGGUAGAGUUGAGUACAAUGCGCAUGAUGCUCUGGCAAUUGGCGCAUGCAACCUCAAGCAUCCUCGAUGGGUGUUCAUUCAUCGGUGACCUCCGAAUGGUUGGUCCAGAAGGCAUGCAGUAUCUUGCAGACUUGAAUUCUGUUGCUCCCAAACGUGUCGACUGCUGCGUCCAUGACUUGGUGCUUUCGUAUAGUGAAAGGACUCCAGAUGCUGUCGCAGUUGAUGCCUGGGAUGGUCUAUUGACAUACAGAAAGCUCGACGAGCUUUCUGCAGUCUUUGCAGGGAGCUUAGUAUCCCUCAACAUUAAAGCUAAUGACAUCGUUCCGUUGCUCUGUACGAAGUCUAUGUCGACAGUCAUUGCUCUACUCGGUGUUAUGCGUGCUGGCGGUACAUUCCUCCUGCUUGAUCCGAACCAGCCAAUCCUUCGCCUGCAAGCGUUGUGUGUAGAGGUCGGCGCGAAUAUCGUCGUCGCUUCGAGUGGCCACAUUCAAUUAGCAGAGAAGCUUGCUACGACGGUGAUUGAAUGCUCACUGGAAGCCAUUACCUUGAGUGAUCCGCUGCAGCCAACAGCCUUGCCAGUGACAACCGCCGAGCAGUCACUAUACUGUGUGUUUACCAGUGGAUCGACGGGGCGGCCCAAGGGCGUCAUAGUCGAGCAUGGUUCCUUUUGCACAAGUGCCAGUAAGAUCGCAGAGGUGACACCGUUCAACCAAUCGACUCGUCUGUUCCAAUUUGCCUCUUUCAUGUUUGACGUCAGCAUCACAGAUCACCUUAUGCCGUUGAUGUAUGGCGGUUGCAUAUACAUCCCAUCUAGCGAUCAAGUUGAGAACGGCCUUCCACGUGCACUCAAAUCGUCUCAAGCGAACUAUGUCGAGCUCACUCCAUCUGUGUCCAGAAUGCUUGAUCCGAGAGAGCAAACUAACUUGAAGAUACUCGCACUAAGUGGUGAGGCCAUGAUGCAAGGCGACGUCGACCGGUGGCAUCGCCACCUCAAGCUCAUCAAUGUAUAUGGACCUGCAGAGUGCUCGGCAGCCUCGACUAUAAAGACCUCCCUUGAGCCAGGGGUAUCUCAACUAUUACUCGGAGAGGCUGCGGGGUGUGUGUGUUGGGUAGUGGAUCCUGAUUACCAUGAACGUGUCCUACCGCCCGGAGCAAUUGGAGAACUGCUCAUCGAAGGACCAAUUGUUGGACGAGGUUAUGUUAAUGAUCCCGCGCAAACAGCUGCUGUCUUCAUAGACCAAGUGUCAUGGCUAGAGAAGUUCCGUGGUGGCACUGCGUCUCGCGUGUAUAAAACCGGUGAUAUAGUACAACAACAACUGCCAAGCGGGGAGCUCAAGUACAUUGGCCGCAAGGAUACCCAAGUCAAGGUGCGUGGUCAACGAAUUGAAUUGGGCGAGGUCGAAUAUCAUGUUCAACGCCUGUUUGACGGGGCUACAAAUGUGGCAGCCGAGGUUCUGUCUCCUAGCGAGUCGCAGAACAUUUUGACUGCUUUUGUGGAGAUGCCACCGUCACACGCGUCACUUUUGAGAUCAGUGAUACUUCCUCCGGAGGCAUCAUUCCAUGCCCAGGUAAAGGCUACAGAGCUUCGACUGCGAGAUGCAGUCCCGUCUUAUAUGGUUCCAAGCCUUUUCCUGCCCGUGAAUCGCAUCCCUCUAACAGUGUCCGGUAAGCUGGACCGGAAGAUGCUUCGGGAAAUGACCAGCGAUCUCUCUCCCAGUGACCUGAGUGCAUAUCUUGGCCCAGUGAAACCGAAAAGAGCACCGGAAACAGAGAUGCAAAAGACCCUGCAGAUGCUGUGUGGCAAAGUGCUUAAUCUGCCGCUGGAAAGGAUUGGCCUUGAUGACAGCUUCCUCUCGCUUGGAGGUGACUCGAUCAGUGCAAUGUCUCUUGUCGCCCACGCAAGUGCCCAGAGCGUCCGAACUACCGUCCAAGAUGUUUUAAAAUACACAUCUAUUGAGUCUCUGGCGCUUUCACUCAUGAAGACUACAACGCGAAUAGCAGACUAUAGAGAGCAGGUAGAAGUACCGUUUGCAUUAUCGCCCAUCCAGCGAAUGUUUUUCGAGGUUGUGCCGCCUGAGUGCCAGGACCACUAUAAUCAGAGCUUUUCAGUCUGUCUUUCUCAAAGAUUCCCAGAGACACAGUUGCAGGACGCAAUAAGAGACCUUGUCCGGCGGCAUUCAAUGCUUCGGGCCCGAUUCUCUCAGCAAGAUGGCCAGUGGAUUCAGACUAUAACUACCGAUGUUGCUUCGUCUUUUUCUUUUCAGACUUUUGACGCCACUAUGGAUGAAACCGACAUUGAGCAGCAGGUUUUACGGACGCAACAGUCACUGAAUAUCCUGACCGGACCCUUGUUGGCUGUGAAUCUACAAAAUGUCAGUCAAACCUCUCAAUCUCUUUUCUUGGUGGCCCAUCACCUCGUCAUGGACAAUGUCUCUUGGCGAAUCAUUCUCGGAGACCUCGAGCGCAUUCUGAGGCCUGAUACCGGAGCAAUGGCGAUAACUUCAUUGCCCUUCCAAACUUGGUGCAACCUCCAAUCCCAAUAUGCCCUUGAGUAUUUACAGCCACAGAGGAUCCUCGAAAGAUCAAUUGAGCAGCCAUUGGUGCAAGACAAAGUCCUUCAGUACUGGGGAUUAACCGGAAAGACAAAUUGCAACCAUGACGUUCUGUCAACAGGCUUUUUGUUGGACGCAGGUACAACUGGGAUUCUAAUGGGCACUGCCAACGACGCCUUCGGAACACAGCCGGUGGAGAUCCUUCAAGCUGCCCUUCUGUUCUCCUUCAUCAACGAGUUCCCUGACCGGGAACCUCCCAUUAUUCACAACGAAAGCCAUGGCAGGGAAGGUUGGGAGCCUUCCAUUGAUCUCUCUCAAACAGUGGGAUGGUUUACCACCGUGUGGCCCACAUUGGCUGCUGUGCGGCCUGGACAACCUUUAUCGGACAUUGUCAAACGAACAAAAGAUGCGCGACGACGAAUGUCGCGUAAUGGGUGGGAUUAUUUCACCUCACGCUAUCUUCAUCCAGAUGGUUGCACUGAGCUCCCUCUUGACGUGCCUCUCGAGAUUGUGCUCAACUACCAUGGCUCUUUUCAGCAAUUCGAAAACAGGAGGAGUGUCCUUAGGGUCGCUGAGACCCAGUACACGCGGUUCGACCAGGCCAGCGCUGCCCCUCGAUUCGAACUCUUUGAAGUUUCUGCCGUUGUCAAAAGUGGCCAAUUGAGCGUGGACAUAUUCUACCACCGUGGUAUGGGGGCUGACAGGAUUGGCCGGUGGUCUACAUCUUUUGAACAUGCACUGCGUGAGGCGAGUCGGACAUUGCCGUCGAUGGAUAUCCAACACACCCUUGCCGACUAUCCCUUGCUACCAGCGGAUUAUGGAAAUCUUGAAGCCUUGUUGAAAAUGAUCACAGUUACACAGGGGCCUUCAGCAUCCAAAGCCAUUGAAGAUAUAUAUCCAUGCACGGGUAUCCAGCAGGGGAUGCUACUGAGCCAUUCCCGGGAUAAAAACCAAUACAUCACAGCUACCACGUGGGAAAUUCAUCGGCCAUCUGGUCUUGAUACCAGUCGCUUUCUGCGUGCCUGGCAAAAGGUCGUCGACAACAACCCAGUUCUCCGAACUGCUUUUGUAGAAGGCAGGUCAGGCCAAUUAUGGAACCAGGUGGUAAUGAAACAUGCAACCGGCAAAGUCAUCUCCCUCCUCGAUGGUCGCAACCAUACGGUGGCUGUUGAUCAGCACACGGAGGGAAUCACCGGAGGAUCUUCCCCCGACACGAUCUGGUGUAACUUGUCCAUCCUCCACGCCCUCGUUGAUGGUUUCUCGACAGCUCUUAUCGAACAGCAGUUAGUUCGCGCGUAUGAGGAUGGACGACUUACUGCACCUACCGCAACACUCAAAGAUUACGUAUCCUAUCUCCAGCAUGUCCCAAGCGAGUCCGGGACGCUUUUCUGGGCCGGUUAUUUGGAAGGUACAGAUCCAUGUAUCAUCACCUCCCUUGGUACUGCUCCAGAUGCCGAUCCAAAGGCAAAGGUGCAGUAUUUCCUGGGUGAAUUGGAUGAUGUGAAGCCACUACAGACCUUUUGUGAAAGGCACGGGGUAACAUUGUUCAAUUUAAUCCAAGUUGCUUGGGGAGUGGUCCUACAAUGCUAUACAGGGAUGGAGACUGCAUGCUUCGGGUAUCUGGCAUCCGGGCGCAACGUUCCAAUUCCCGGAAUCGAUACCGCAAUUGGGCCAUUUAUCAACAUGCUCAUAAGCCGAAUGGAUCUACCCGGCAGUAAGUCCAUUGUGAAGGCUGUCCAGACGAGUCGAUCAGAUUUCCUCGAGGCAUUAGAGCAUCAGCAUACUUCACUGGCGGAAAUAUAUCAUUCUCUGGGAGUGACAGGCCAGGGCCUGUUCAACACUGUCGUAUCUCUUCAGAACUUGCCAUCGGAGCCUGUCUCGACUUCUGAUCUUUCACUGCGACCGAUCACGGCUGAUGAUCCCACCGAGUAUGAUCUAACAUUGAACGUGGCCGCCUCGCGCCACAGGCUACAAUAUGCGUUGUGGUACUACCCACACGCUUUCCUCUCUCGUCAGGUCUCUGAUCUGGCGGCGGCAUUUGGCAGGGCAUUGCAGGGCCUUGUUGAUCCACACAACGUGAAUAUCCGAGACGUAACCCUGUUGGGCGAGGGCCACAUCGACUUGUUGCGUGCACGGAAUGUCAAUCCCCCGGAAGCACAACAACAUACCAUACAUGCGACUAUUGCCAAAUUCUUCAUGUCUUCCCCGUUGGCUCCUGCAGUGUGCGCCUGGGACGGUGAUUUCUCCUAUGCAGAGCUGGAUCGUCUCUCCUCCGGGUUAGCAAUGAAUCUAGUUCACCAUGGCGUCGAGCCAGAAAUCUUUGUUCCUAUUCACAGCAACAAGAGCAAAUGGGUGGCAGUGGCUAUGCUUGCUGUGCUUCGUGCAGGUGGUGCUUUCACGCUUCUGGAUCCUUCGCUCCCAUCGGCUCAAAAACAGAUUAUUUGCGCAGACCUGAAAUGCUCCGUCAUUUUAUCCUCUCGAGCUACCCAAUCUGUAUCACCCUGCGUGGAAACGACCAUCAUAAUCGACCCUGAAGAGCUGCCGGCAUGGAAGACGGAACUGUGUGUCAAGAUACAAUCGCGCACACCCGCCAAACCCCAGAAUGCGGCAUAUGCCGUUUUCACGUCCGGAUCUACUGGUGUCCCCAAGGGGGUGGUGAUCGAGCAUUCCUCGUUUUGUAGCCAUGCAGAGGCCCAGCAUCGGGUUAUGGACAUUACCAGUCAGAGUAGGGUACUGCAAUUUUCCGCUUACACUUGGGAUGUCAGCAUCAUGGACCAUCUCACCACGUUCAUGGCGGGUGGUUGUGUCUGCUCUCCAUCUGAGUUUGAACGACUGAAUACUCUUUCUCAAUCGGUCCAACAAUAUAAAGCUAAUUGGCUCCACACCACACCCCCAGUCUCUCGUCUGCUCAAUCCCGCCGCCGUGCCUUCACUUCGGACAUUAAUCCUCAUCGGGGAAACGCCCACUUCUGAUGAUCUGAAUCGCUGGCAGGGUCGAGUAUCCCUGCGUCAGGCAUACGGGCCAACGGAAUGCACCGUUCUCGCCACUGUUAACCAGGCUGUUGGGUCGGAUCCGAGAAACGUUGGACAUGGCAGUGGAUGCCUUUGCUGGAUCGUCAGCCCCGAUGAUCACGGGAAAUUGAUGCCAAUCGGAGCUGUUGGUGAGUUAUUGGUUGAAGGUCCGACCCUCGCCCGGGGUUACCUUAACGACCCAGACAAGACAGCCAACACGUUCAUUGAAAGGCCGCAAUGGCUGGAGAACUUCGGCCGUCCAGCUGAUGCUCGGCUUUACAAGACCGGUGACCUGGUUCAAUACUACCCGGACGGGUCUAUUCGUUAUGUGCGCAGGAAGGACUCUCAGGUCAAACUCAGAGGACAGCGCAUCGAGCCCGGCGAGGUCGAGUAUCAUGUUGCCAGAAAUUUUCAGGGAGCACAACGGGUCGCAGUAGAUGUCUUGACACUGGACUCAGAGCCAUCUCGUCCUUUUCUGGUUUGCUUUGUUCACUCUGGUGAUAAGGCAACGGCGAACCCCCAAGUGCAACUUUUUUCCUCGCCUGACGGGUGCUUCUCUUCUAAGGUAGCCCUGACUCAGGCUCGCCUUCGUGAUAUAUUACCCAAGCACAUGGUACCUACCGUGUUUGUGCCCCUUAAUUGGGUGCCCCUGACCAGCUCCGGGAAGACGGAUCGUCGACUAUUAAAGCGGGAAGCAUCCAGGUUGAAACGUGGCGACCUUGAUAAGUAUACGAAUGUGGGACCUACCGCAAAGACAGCACCAGUCACGGAAAUAGAGCGCAAAUUGCUCCAUAUCUGGGCUGACGUGCUGGAUCUCCCUAUUGACAAUAUCGGGACUCAAGAUAGUUUCUUUCAUCUGGGCGGAGACUCCAUCACUGCCAUGCAACUUGUGGCGAGAUGUCACUGUCUCCAGAUUCCAAUCAAUUUGGAAGUGGUUUUCCAGCACCGUACAAUUGCUGAUCUUGCCGAACAUCUCCUGAGAGAACAAGAGCAUCCCAUUGUAUUCGCACCAGAAAAAUUGGAUGUGCUGUUCAACCUGUCUCCUAUCCAGCGAUGUUUCUUCCAGCACGCUCCCAAUGGUUACAACCAUUUCAAUCAGAGUUUCCUUGUCGAUGUCACCAUCGAUCUGCCGGUAGAUCGCAUGCGUCAGGCAAUUCGGUCCAUUGUCGAGCGUCAUUCAAUGCUCCGUGCACGGUUCCAUCAAGACAAUCAUGGCGAGUGGACACAGAUGGUCAGAUCGGAUGUUGAAGGGUCUUAUCAAUUCCGAGCAUUGAAUGUUUCUCAAGAUUUAGAACUCAAUGUAGAGCUGCAGAAUGCGCAAUUGUCCUUGGAUAUUGUCCACGGGCCGGUAUUCGCUGCAGACCUGAUAUUUUUGGAUGGACAGCAAACACUUCUGCAUCUUGUUGCUCAUCAUCUUGUAAUUGAUCUGGUCUCGUGGAGGGUAAUAUUUGCUGAUUUGAAAUCUCUCCUGACCUCGAAGGAAUGGCCACCAUUACCGAGGCUUGGAACUUUAGCAUUCCAGCCUUGGUGUGAUAUGCAAGCUGAUUAUGCACAAACCGUACUCAAAUCACAGCAGGUGCUCCCCUUCGAAAUGCAGGACUUAUUCGCCACGCCGCUUGACUACUGGGGUAUGACGGGGAGUCCCAAUGUGUUUCGAGAUUCAGUCAUUCGAUCAUUCACCAUUGAUCAACCCAUCACCGACCUCAUCCUGGGGGAUGCGAACAAGGCAUUCAAUACAGAGCCAGUAGAGAUCCUUCACGCUGCGGUGGCGUACUCGUUCUCCCGAACCUUUACCAACAGAGAUCCACCAGUGAUAUACAGUGAGGGUCACGGUCGCGAGCCCUGGGACGCGUCGCUCGACCUUUCUGAGACAGUGGGAUGGUUCACAACCAUCUGGCCAAGUGCAGUCAUCUUCGAUGCUGUGCAUAGCUUGGUAGAGACAGUUCGACGGACCAAGGAUGCUCGUCGAGCGGUGCCUCGCAAUGGAUGGCCCUUCUUCACCUCCCGCCACGCCGCCUCCGCUACGUCUUCCCUAUCGGCCCCGGAUCCGUACGAGAUCCUCCUCAACUAUGUGGGGUCCUUCCAAAAUUUUGAACGCGACGACCCUCCCUUUAGGCUUGUAUCACCGAGUAAAUACCAUUCGAUCCAAUCUGGCCCAGAAGCACCGCGUCUUGCUCUCUUCGACGUCUCCGUCGACACGAUACAAGGGCAGUUGGCCAUCAGUGUGGUGUUCAACCAGAGGAUGAAACACCGUGAGAAGAUCGAGACGUGGAUUAAUGAAUUCGAAAAGACGGUCAUCAGGAUUGGAGAAGAUCUGGCGCGCCAGUCACCGGGCUACUCCCUCAAUGACUUCCCUUUGCUUUCCACCACUUACGAAUCUCUCGACAUAAUGCUAGCGCAAGCUGUGCAGCAGAGUGGUGUACAGAAGACUAACCAAAGGCUCAUUGAAGAUGUCUACCCAUGUUCGCCAGUCCAACGCGGUAUACUGCUCAGUCAAUCCCGCAAUAGCAAUCUAUAUCGUCCCCACUUUACUUGGCAAGUCCAAUCAACCCGAGGCAUAAUUGACUUGAAACGUCUCAGAACCGCAUGGAACACGGUGAUACAGCGGCAUGGCGCAUUCCGAACACAGUUCGUGGAAGGCCGCUCCAAUCGCGGUUACUACGAUCAGGUAGUCAUGACUGAACAGCCGGACAACAUUGGUCUUUUGGAAUGCCCGGCUCGGCCUCCUCGGGACUCCAUUCGUGAUCAUCGUGGGACUCGGGUACGAGCCUCGAACGAACUGUGGCAGCUCCUUCUGUGUCAGAAUCCAGCAGGGGAAACCUUCUGUGAUCUCGAAAUCAAUCAUCUUUUGAUCGAUGGCACUUCCAUCUCAAUCCUCACCCGUGAGGUAGAGUUGGCGUACGAUAAUCUACUGCCACCCGGCAAAGGACCUUCCUAUGGGGAAUAUAUUAGAUAUAUACAGUCGGUCUCCAAGGAUGACAGCAUUAGCUACUGGAAGCAGAAACUCUCAGGGGCUACUCCAUGCCUCUUUCCCAAGCUCAGCGAGGAACGCAGUCAGACUGAUACACCACCCUGUCGACCUACUUUGCACAGCCACGAUGUCGAAAUUCAGGAUGCUAGUAUCAUCUACCAGUUUUGCUCGAAGUAUGAAGUCACAAUCUCCAAUCUCUUACAGGUCGCAUGGGGUUUGGUUCUGCAAGCUUUCACGGCUACAGAUGAGCCCGUAAGCUUUGGAUUUCUCACAUCAGGACGCGAUGUUCCUGUUUCUCGGAUCGAAUCAGCUAUUGGCCCAUUCAUAAAUGUAUUGCCAUGCCAUCUUACUCUCGACUCAAAUCAACCAUUGGUCAGCCUAUUGAAAGAUAACCAAAAGAGCUACAUCGGCAGUUUAAAGUACCAGAACUGCUCUCUCGCGGAGAUCUUCCAUGCCAUAUCGCUAUCUGGCACCCCACUGUUCAAUUCCACUCUCUCAGUACAGGAUAAGACCCCACGCAUUGACCCUGGUGGUUCUUCAGUUAAGUUCAUUUCCGAUAGUUCUUCGGAUCCGACCGAGUAUGAUCUCGCAGUGCACGCUCUGGUGGACAAAACUUCCAUAUCUCUUUCCAUCGACUAUUGGGAGAACGAUUGUCUUACCAACGACGAAGCAUUGAACGUCAUUUCGACCCUUCAACAAACACUGUUACAUAUAGCCUCCUUCCCUAAUGUGAAAACGGGGGAGGUGGAACUUUUGAGUCCCAGAGAUCAAGAGAGCCUCCGCAGCUGGAGCGAACGGAUACCGCUGCCACAAGAGAUGUGUGUACAUCACUUAAUCGAGCCAAACUUUAGGAAUACUCCUUCGGCUGUGGCAGUAAGCGCAUGGGAUGGUGAGCUUUCUUACAAGGAGCUCGAUCGUCUAUCCGCCCGUCUUGCAGCCCAGCUCACGGAACUCGGAGCUCAUCCAGAAAUGUUUAUGGCUUUGCUAUUCGAGAAGUCUAUGUGGACUGUAGUAUCCAUGAUCGCGGUGUUGAGAGCUGGAGCAGCCUUCGUGCUUCUAGAGCCAUCAUACCCAACUCGUCGUUUGGAACAAAUUUGUGCCAACACUGGGGCCAAAUUCAUCCUCAGCUCUGAAAGGAAUCAAUUGAGACUCAGUCACCUCUCUGCGCAGAUAAUCGUCGUCAGUCCAGCAGCAGAGCCGCACUGGCCAACCAUCAGGCCACUACCAGCCAGGGUUCAGCCACAAAACGCGGCUUACGCAGUAUUUACCUCUGGGUCCACUGGCAAGCCUAAGGGCAUUGUCAUCGAACAUGCUUCAUUUUGCUCGAUGAUUGAAGCCAACAAGGCAGCUACAGGUUUGAGUCAUGCCUCACGAGUGCUUCAAUUCUCUUCGUAUGCCUUCGACGUGAACAUCAGUGACCAUCUUAUGACGCUUUCAUUAGGAGGCUGUCUCUGCAUACCAUCUGCGUCCGAAUUGCACGACGUUGAAAAGGCCAUUGGUGACUACAACGUGAACUACGCUGCUCUUACCCCCUCCUUGACCAGAAUCAUAAACCCAAAGAGCGUUCCAUCACUGAAGACAAUUACCACAGCUGGUGAAGCAACCACCCGUUCGGAUAUUGCACGAUGGCACGGCCAUGUCCGUUUGAAUAAUGGGUACGGCCCAGCGGAAUGUACCCCAUACAGCGCGAUUCGACCAGAUAUCCCGGAUUGGUCAGACUGUCGAAAUGUUGGCUAUGGGACCGGUGGCGUCUACUGGAUCGUCGAUCCAACCAACCACGAUAGGCUACUCCCCAUUGGUGCGAUUGGAGAGCUCAUGCUAGAAGGUCCGGUUGUUGGCCGUGGGUAUUUAGACAACGCAGAACAGUCCAAAGCUUCCUUCAUAAGUAACCCCGUUUGGCUGAAGCACUUUAGGCCACAUACCAGAUCACGCUUCUAUAAAUCUGGGGACUUGGCUCGCUAUCAGUCGGACGGGGCGCUCAUCGUACUUGGGCGCAAGGACACUCAGGUCAAACUCCGGGGCCAGCGGAUUGAACUAGAAGAGGUUCAAUUCCACACACGCCAAUGCUUCCCUCGGGCCAGAGAGGUAAUUGUGGAAGUCAUACAAGCUGGCGCGCAACAUGUCCUAGCCGCUUUCAUUGUACAGCCGACUGACCUAGAUUUGGAGCAUCUCAAAACCGACAAUCUGUUUUACCGUCCAACUGAAGCAUUCCAAACUGCAGCUUCCUUGGCGAAAGCCCGACUUCAAGAGUCAUUGCCUUCAUAUAUGGUCCCUACUGCAUUUUUGCCGUUGACUCACAUCCCAUUGGUAGCUACAGGAAAGGUCAAUCGUGCCCUCUUGAGGCAGUGUUCUUCGGGGUUGUCCGCGGCCAGCAUUGCAGAAUACCUCAACCCUCGGGAUGAAAGUGCCAAGAUGGCCCCCAGCAACGAUACAGAAGCAUUACUCCUGGGUUGUGUAGCAGAUGUGCUUGACAAAAGCCCGAGUGAGGUUGACCUGAACGACAGUUUCUUCUUUAUCGGUGGCGAUUCGAUUAGUGCGAUGGAGCUAGUUACCCACUGUCGCAAGCAAGGUCUGGCUGUGACUGUUCCAGACAUUUUUCGCCACAAGACCGUGCGAAGAUUGGCGCCUCAUGUCUCGCGAACAGCUCAGAUCACUAUGGAAACGAGGAAGUUGGUGGACAUACCUGUUGGCCUCUCUCCGAUCCAACAGGCACUAUUGAACCGCCUGCCUGAUGGACAAGGUACAUACAAUCAAAGCUUCUUGCUCAAACUUGCACAGCCCAUAUCAUCAGCAUCCAUGGACACCGCUAUAUCCAUGAUAGUGAAACGGCAUUCCAUGCUUCGAGCUCGGUUUCAACAGGAGUCUGGUCAGUGGAAGCAGAUCAUUCCACUUCACACUGAUAACUCGUAUAUUUUCCGGUCCCUAGUGCUGUCGAGGGGUGGUGUUCACCACCACAUGGUGGAGGCCCAUGAGGCAGUGAAUAUAAUCAAAGGCCCAGUCUUUGUCGCCAGUCAUAUAACAGUCGACAACACCCAAUAUGUAUUCUGCGUCUGCCAUCAUCUUGUUGUUGACUUGGUAUCCUGGCGUAUAAUUUUCAACGACCUUGAGACACUUCUACGAGGGGAUCCUCUACCAUCUAAUACCUCCUUGCCCUUCCUCUCAUGGUGCAACUUACAAUCAGAAUACGUAAAGGAGCAUCUGAAGCCCUCGUCAACCAUCCCGGGUUUGUCCAGCAUGCCAUCGUUUCAGUGCUCGUUCGAGCAAUACUGGGGACUCGAUGGUCAUUCCAAUACAUACUCUGACAUAGUGCGCAGCAAAUUCUCAAUCGACGUGCAGGUUACGCAGGUGCUUCUGGGGCCUGCAAAUGACCCUUUGCAGACUACACCUGUUGAGCUCUUCCAUGCAGCGAUUCUCCUGUCAUUUGUGCGCUCUUUCCGCGAUCGUUCCCCUCCCAUAAUCUUUAAUGAAGGCCACGGAAGGGAGCCCUGGGACAGCUCGGUUGAUAUAUCGGGUACCGUGGGUUGGUUUACAACAAUAUGGCCCGCUCUAGUCCCAGCAAAUCCAAGUGCAAAAUUCGUCGACCUCCUUCGAUGUACCAAAGAUAUUCGACGGCAAACCCCAGCCAAUGGCUGGAAUUACUUCGCAACCCGCUUUCUUCAUCCAGAAGGCCGACAGAUACUCCAGACUGCUGGGCCCAUGGAAAUCCUUAUGAACUACCACGGACUCUACCGCAACCUCGAGAAAGAAGAUAGUAUUUUACAAAGCACCACCGAAAUAGUGGACUUGCCGUCAAAUGUGGGUGGCCACAUACCAAGAUCGGAGCUCUUUGGUGUAGAAAUCUGGCUAUCUGACGGCAAUUUGGAAUUCGAGUUUAGCUACAACAAAGACUCGUUCCACCAAGAGGCAAUUCUCAGGUGGAUCACUCUUUGCAAGGAAAUCCUCAUGACCAACGCCAAUGAGUUGUUGUCAGCUUCACGCCAGUAUACGUUGAGCGACUUUCCCUUGUUGCCUAUGAGCUACACAGAGCUACCACAACUUCUGCACAACAUUUCGCAUUUGGGGAUUGAUCCGUCCAGCAUACAGGAGGCAUACCCGUGCUCCCCAGUACAGCAAGGAAUACUGUUGAGUCAGGACAAGGACAGCGGGCUUUAUUCAACAAGCACAACUUGGAGGGUAUUCGGUCCAGGUCUGAGUCGGUCUGAGCUAAUCAAUCGUCUUCGCAACGCCUGGGCUCGCUUGGUAGCGCGUCACUCAAUCCUUCGGACCAUCAUUGUAAAUAGUGCGUCAUCAGACAGACUUUAUGAUCAGAUCGUUCUCGAUCAUGGAGCCGGUGCCGUAACUAUUCAUGAUGACACCGCACCGAAACAAAUGUCCGAAAGGCCAUUACCAUGGCAGUUCAGAGUGACCAACAUAUCUGAUACGGAGCUCACAUGCGAGCUUGUCAUUACCCACGCCCUCAUAGACGGUAUGUCCAUUCAGAACUUGGGACGUGACCUCAGCAGCGCAAUGAAUGAAACCCUUCCUGAAGGUGAGGCCCUGCGAUACAGUGACUACGUAGCCUACUUGGAAUCACUUUCGGAGGAAUCAGCGGGCCAAUAUUGGACACAAUAUCUGUCGGAUGCCAGCAGCUGUAUAUUUCCACGGUUAAAUGAAUCUCGCAAUGGUAAGCUUCAAAGUGCGAAUGACACACUUGAUGGCUGUCAACUUCAUACCUUUUGCGAAUCAAACGGUACUACGCUAUUUAGUAUCAUUCAGCUAGCAUGGGCCCUCGUCCUAAGAGGUUAUACGGGUAUGGAUGACAUUUGCUUUGGUUAUCUGACAUCCGGAAGGGAUGUCCCACUCCCAGGCAUCAGUGGUGCCAUUGGCCUCUUCAUCAACAUGUUGGUGUGUCGUCUCCAACUGGAUAAGGAAGCUUCUGUUUUGUCACUGCUAGAGACGAGCCAGAACAACUUCGUUCGCCACUUGAAUCAUCAGCAUUUUUCUCUGGCAGAGAUCCAGCAUCGACUAGGGACCAGCCGUGGGCCACUCUUCAAUACAAUCAUCUCGCAGCAGAGCUACGCAUCUACCCAUGAAAACAGUAAAGCUGAGUCAGAUACAGUUUCCGUGAAGGCCACUGACAUUGAAGAUCCCACGGAGUACGACAUUGUCAUAAAUAUCGCCGUCAGCGGCGACCAAGUUAAUAUUUCGCUCAGCUUCUGGGAUUCUGUACUGUGUUUAUCUCAAGGGUCCAAUAUCCUUGCUCUUUUAAGACAGACUAUUCUAGCAAUCAUCGAAAAUCCAUCAGGCACCAUUAGUCAAAUUGAUCUAAUCAGCCAAGAGGACCUUGCGUCUAUCCAUAAGUGGAACAGACAGCUUCCACCCGCUGAGGACAUUUGUGUCCAUGACCUCAUUCUCCAGCAAUGUGCUAUUCGUCCAGAGGCACCGGCGGUGUGUGCCUGGGAUGGAGAUCUCACUUACAAACAGCUUAAUCAAUUCUCGUCCACCUUGGCUUCUAAGCUCAGGCAGUCCGGGGUGGGACCAGAUGUAUUUGUGCCAUUACUGUUUGAAAAGUCCAAAUGGACUGCUGUUGCGCUCCUAGGCGUCUUGAGAGCCGGCGGGGCGUUCAUAUUGUUGGAUGCAUCAUAUCCCACGGGUCGGUUGCAAGAGAUUUACCGUCAGGCUGAUGCUCACAUCAUACUUGCGUCAACAUAUACACGCGAAAAAGCCGCCGAGAUAAGUGAUCAGGUUUUGAUGGUCUGUCAAGAUGAUAUUGAGGGGUGGAAGUUGCGAUCUGAAGAACAAUGCCUGCAAUCAAACGUUCAACCGUGGCAUGCUGCGUAUGCUGUCUUUACAUCCGGCUCUACGGGGCAAUCUAAAGGUGUGGUUAUUCAACAUUCGAGCUAUGCAACCAGCGGAAAGUCUCUACAGAAACGACUCAGAGUUACCCCAGAUACUCGAGCUUUUCAGUUCGCCUCCCACGCUUUCGAUGUAAGUGUCAGUGACUAUCUGACAACACUAAUGGCUGGCGCCUGCAUUUGUGUCCCCUCUGAGGUAGACCGAAUAGAAAACAUUCCACUUGCCGUACAACAGCUGAGAUCCAAUUGGAUGCACAUCACACCAUCCGUUGCACAAAUAUUUCAACCGUCGCAGGUAACUGGUAUCAAGGUCAUGGUGCUGAGUGGCGAGCCAAUCAAGCCAGACAAUAUUGAGACGUGGGGACAGUCUGUUCACCUCAUCAACGCAUACGGGCCAGCCGAAUGUUCUGUCGAUUGUGUUAUCAAUGGCGAGGUGGUUUCCAAUCCGUCAAGCAUUGGAAUAGCCAGUGGGGGGGUUUGUUGGAUCACUCAUCGAACCAGCCCCAGUCAACUGGUGCCAAUUGGCGCUAUUGGGGAGUUGUUAAUUGAGGGUUCGAUUAUCGGCCAGAGAUAUCUCCACAACGAAGCAGAAACAAACAAGGCCUUCAUUGAGUCUCCUUCCUGGCUGCAGAAGUUCAGAGGCUUUUCCUCUCCCGGACGCCUUUAUCGCACUGGCGACCUGGUUCAAUAUCUCCCGGAUGGUUCGUUAAAAUACGUCGGUCGUGGCGAUACUCAAACCAAGAUCCACGGACAACGCAUUGAGCUUGAAGAAGUCGAGUUCCGUCUACGUCAGCAUUCCUCCAAAUAUCAAGAUGUAGCAGUUGAUAUUCUACACCGGCCCAGUAAGGACGGUACUUCCCACCCGGUACUGGCUGCAUUCCUCCAAUUGCCGGCAUCGAAAACCACCGGAGGAGAAUUCUCCAUUCUGCAUGCUAGUCCCGAGUUCUUCACUGAUACCCAAACGUUGCGAUCUCAAUUGGUUGACGUCCUCCCCCGUUAUAUGGUUCCAGCGAUAUUCCUUCCGAUCAAUCAUAUUCCGCUUACACCGUCAGGCAAGGUUGAUCGGCGGCAGUUACGUAUGCAAGGAGCCAAAGUCCCAUGGGAUAACAAGGCUUCCCAUCCACAAACAGCGAAAUUACAAGCGUCUACGGAGACUGAACAUAAGCUCCAGCGAAUAUGUUCACAGGUUCUGGGAGUCAUGGCAGAAGAAAUCGGUAUGGACGACGACUUUUUCAAGAUUGGGGGUGACUCGAUCAGCGCCAUGAAAUUCGUAUCCAGGGCUCGCCCUGAAGGCCUUUUCAUGACUGUGAGCCAGAUCUUCAGCUCACCUAGCUUGAGAAAGCUGGCACAGUCUGUGGUAAAUAGGUCUGAGACCAGUGGGGUAUCGGCCACGGCUCCCAAUGCUAUCUUCUCAAACAUAGACAGGAACACCUUCCUCGACCAAUUAAAGAAUGUUUCUUUCGAUGUUGGGAAUGUUGCCAGCAUUCUUCCAACGACCGAGAUGCAGUCGUUUUCAACACGUCGGCCGCAGAAUUAUUGGUUCUUCGAGUUCUUUGGGCCCCUUGACUUUGAAAGGUUAAAACAGGCGUGCUCAGAUCUGGUUCGACAGCAUUCGAUUCUUCGCACACUUUUUGUGCUUCAUAACGAUGAGACUUUCCAGAUCAUCCUCAAACAACUAUCUGUUGAUGUUUCUGCAUACGAAACCAAUGGUCAGGCCCCACUGGCAUUCGCUGAAGCCUACAGCCGCCAGGAUUCUCUGUCGCAGACUUUCUUGGGGGUUCCCCCUAUUGCCUUUACACUUGCACAACAUACUGAUAUGCACCAUGUCCUCAUAACUCGUCUUUCUCACGCGCAAUAUGAUGGCCUCUCAAUUUCUAAACUUGCUCAAGAUCUUUUCGAUCUACUUCACCAACAGCCGAUCUCCGUGCCUGCGGACUUUGCGAUGUACACUACCCAUGCUUUGCAUAAACGCAGCACAGAAGCAUUUGAGUUUUGGAGAAAUGUUCUCAAUGGAGCCUCGAUGACUCCUUUCCUUCCACCCAGAGACAUGGUUGGAUCAACCGAUGCGUCCCUAGUCGAGGCAUCUCAGAAUGUGACACUCCCAAGCCCACCUGCUGGAAUUACCAUGGCAACGGUGGUCAAGGCAGCCUGGGCAAUGGUCCAAGCCAGGCUCCUUCAUCUGCACGAUCUUGUAUUUGGUCAGUUGGUCAGCGGACGUAACACCAGCACAGAAGCUUUGGAGGACGUGGUAGGGCCGUGCGUCAAUAUUAUUCCUGUUCGAGUCCAGAUACACCCAGAUCAGUCCACAUCGGAUCUCCUGGCCGCGGUUCAAGCCCAGCAUGCCCAUAGUAUCCCCUAUGAAACCUGCGGCCUCCGGGCGAUUGUCAAAAACAGCACGUCUUGGCCGCGGGACACGGAUUUCGGGUCUGUUGUGCACCACCGAAAUACUGGAGAUCAAUUUACACUUCAGAGUGAUGAGCUAACCUGUCAUGUUGACGCCUGGUCACCCGUAUCUUUGCCCUCAAUGAAUACAUGGAUAGCGACUACUGCGGACGAGAAUCAACUGCAGGUCAAUAUUUUCUCGCGAAGUGAAAUUGCAACCUCGGCUCAUAUGGAGAUGCUUGUGAAAGAAAUGACUGAGGUGUUAGCCAUGUUCCAAAAGGGGUAG
Molecule: messenger RNA, 27861 nt
Organism: Aspergillus pseudotamarii
Lineage: Eukaryota; Fungi; Ascomycota; Eurotiomycetes; Eurotiales; Aspergillaceae
Exons: 6
Coding region: 1-27861 (9286 amino acids)
Biological process (GO): amino acid activation for nonribosomal peptide biosynthetic process; secondary metabolite biosynthetic process
Cellular component (GO): cytoplasm
Molecular function (GO): phosphopantetheine binding; catalytic activity
Source: RefSeq, a predicted model, not a curated record